Molecule: messenger RNA, 1242 nt
Organism: Diorhabda sublineata
Lineage: Eukaryota; Metazoa; Arthropoda; Insecta; Coleoptera; Chrysomelidae
Product: protein gooseberry-like
Exons: 5
Coding region: 1-1242 (413 amino acids)
Biological process (GO): anatomical structure development; regulation of transcription by RNA polymerase II
Molecular function (GO): RNA polymerase II cis-regulatory region sequence-specific DNA binding; DNA-binding transcription factor activity, RNA polymerase II-specific
Source: RefSeq, a predicted model, not a curated record
AUGGCAGUUUCAACUUUGAAUAUGUCGCCUUAUUUUACCGGAUAUCCUUUUCAAGGUCAAGGUAGAGUGAAUCAAUUAGGUGGAGUUUUUAUCAACGGAAGACCAUUACCGAAUCACAUUCGAUUGAAAAUCGUGGAAAUGGCCGCCGCCGGUAUCCGACCGUGUGUUAUAUCGCGACAACUUCGCGUAUCUCACGGUUGCGUUUCCAAAAUCCUAAAUCGGUACCAAGAAACUGGUAGUAUUCGACCUGGUGUUAUCGGAGGUUCCAAACCUCGCGUUGCGACUCAAGAAGUCGAAAACAGAAUAGAGCAAUGGAAGAAAGAUCAACCCGGAAUAUUCAGUUGGGAAAUCAGAGAUAGGCUUAUUAAGGAAGGUAUUUGCGACAAGAACUCAGCACCAUCAGUUAGUUCGAUCAGCAGAUUAAUAAGAGGCGGUAGAAAAAACGAUUCAGAUAGAAAGAAUCAUUCUAUAGAUGGAAUAUUAGGACCGAAUUCAUCCUGCGAAGACAGCGAAACGGAAUCCGAGCCUGGGAUUCCCUUAAAACGUAAACAAAGAAGAUCUCGAACGACAUUCACCGGAGAACAACUAGAAGCUCUCGAAAGAGCUUUCAGUCGUACUCAAUAUCCUGACGUAUACACGAGAGAAGAAUUAGCUCAGAAGACAAAAUUAACCGAAGCUAGAGUACAAGUUUGGUUUUCUAAUAGAAGAGCAAGAUUGAGAAAACAACUAAAUUCUCAACAAUUGAACGCGUUCAGCGCUAUAUCAUUGCAAUCUGCAUUUCCGGGCGUUCAACAACAUUACCCGGAAAGUAAUUUCAAUCAAGGUGCUUGGGCUCAACAAAGCUACACUUCAGGCAUUGGACCUACAUCUUUACCGACUUCCCUACCUACAACUAGUACAAAUUCAGCUAGCACGACUACUCCCGCCCAAAGCGCUUUGUACAACUCUUACAGUAACGGAAGUCACUUGGAUCAGAGUGCUGUGUUGAAUUGUAGCAACCAAUUUGGUUACAACACAUCACAAGUAUCGCCAAAUCAUCACAGCAUAUCUCCUCAACAGAGCGCGGUAUGGUCCAGGCAUGCGCAAAACAAAAUGACCGAUAAUAUUUCUCCUCCAUGGCACGAUAAUUAUAGUUUGUUAGCAACUGGAACGCAUUAUACGGGAAGUCAUUCUGCUAGCGAAGCUAAAUCAGGAUAUCCUUACUUCGGAGCUAUGGAAAUGUGCACUAGUCGAGUUCAUUGA